GAGCUAGUAGUACAUAUCGAGCACAUGUGGCAAAUGCGGUGUGAUUGCUGCAAGUAAGAGGCAAUACUUCAUAGAGUCUAGUAUUAAUUGAUUCUGUUGCUUUAAGACUGAAGUAUUCAGGAGAACUGAAGCUUCGCUUCUAAGAAAUGGAUUCCCAGCUCUCUCGUUCAGUGACCGCUCCCAAUAGUGCGAAAAAGAAGAAGAAUAUCAAGAAGAAAUCUCUUGCAGUAGCAGAAGAGGAGGCACUGCCCAUUUCAAUGGACAACCAUACAGAAGCAAGUAUGACACCUGGUAGCAAGAAGAAGAGGAAACAGAAGAAGCAGCAACAAGUACCAGAAGUAUCAGAUAAUGAACCCUCAGCAAUAGAAGAGACAGAUCCCUCUCAAGAAAGCAAGAAACCCAAGAAGAAGAAAAUGAAACGGAAAGCUGAGAGUGAUGACCAAUCACCAGACAAAAAGGUACCUCGAACUGAGGAAUCUGAGGAGCAAAAUCCAGAAAGUGAGAAAGAAAACCAAGAGGGGCAAGAUAGAGAUUCAGAAGAAGUCAAUGCAGAAGAAGAAACAGACUUGGCAGUUACCGAGGAGAUCUUAUCAGACUCGAGCUUUGCCUCGUUAGCGGACAGAGUUUCUGAGCAGACGUUGAAGGGCGUGGCUGAUAUGGGCUUUACCCAGAUGACAGAGAUCCAACAUAAAGCUAUACCGCACAUGCUGGAGGGCAAAGACAUUCUGGCUGCAGCCAAGACUGGAAGUGGAAAGACAUUGGCCUUCCUCAUUCCUGCAAUAGAGCUCAUGAACAAGCUCAAAUUCAUGCCGAGAAAUGGCACUGGGGUACUGAUCAUCUCACCGACCCGCGAGCUCUCGAUGCAGACCUAUGGUGUCCUCAAAGAGCUCCUGGAGCACCAUUACCACACCUUUGGUCUCAUCAUGGGCGGGACUGACCGCAGCACCGAGGCUAAGAAGAUGGCCAAGGGAAUCAACAUCAUCGUAGCCACACCGGGCAGACUGCUUGACCACAUGCAGAAUACACCACAGUUCAUGUACAAGAACCUCCAGUGCCUGAUCAUCGAUGAAGCUGAUAGGAUUCUCGAGGUUGGAUUUGAAGAAGAGAUGAAACAAAUCAUCAAGCUGCUACCAAAGAGGAGGCAGACGGGCCUAUUCUCUGCCACUCAGACCCGUAAGACGGAGGAUCUAGCCAGGAUAUCACUCAGGAAGGAACCAGUCUAUGUUGGAGUGGAUGAUCAUAAAGAAUCAGCUACGGUCGAUGGAUUAGAACAGGGCUACGUGGUGUGUCCGUCGGAGAAGCGUUUCUUACUCCUCUUCACGUUCCUCAAGAAGAAUCGAAACAAGAAGGUGAUGGUCUUCUUCUCCUCCUGCAUGUCCGUCAAGUUCCACAGCGAGCUACUCAACUACAUAGAUCUCCCAGUCAACUCCAUCCAUGGCAAGCAGAAGCAGAGCAAGCGUACCCAGACCUUCUUCAAGUUCUGUAAUGCUCAGACCGGGAUCCUACUGUGCACUGACGUGGCUGCCAGGGGUCUGGACAUCCCGGCCGUUGAUUGGAUCGUUCAGUACGACCCUUCUGAUGACCCUAAGGAGUACAUUCACAGAGUUGGGCGUACAGCUCGAGGGUUAAAGGGCAAAGGCCAUGCCCUCCUGAUCCUGCGACCCGAAGAGCUUGGCUUUGUGCGUUACCUGAAGCAUGCCAAGGUACCCCUGAAUGAGUUUGACUUCAGCUGGAGCAAAGUCUCUGAUAUCCAUUCUCAGUUGGAGAAGCUGAUUGAGAAGAACUACUUCCUCCACCGGUCAGCCCAGGAGGCGUACAAGGGCUACGUCCGAUCCUACGACGCCCACAGCCUCAAGAACAUCUACGACGUCAAUACCUUGGACCUGCAGAAGGUCGCCAAGUCCUUUGGCUUCAAGGUCCCGCCCAGCGUUGACCUCUUGGUCUACGGGAGCAAGAAGCAGCAGCGAGACGCCAAGAAGAAGUUCAGCUACGCAGAGCUCAACCAGAAGAUGGCACACAAGACCAAGAUCUACAAACACGUCACAGGAAAGACCAGAGACAGGAGACAGUUCUCAAGAUAACACCUAGAAGAUACCAGGGUAGCCUUUCACGAAACCGUCAUAAGUGCAAAUUCACCGACAUCCCAUUGAAACGCGUGUUAAACUUGAUACACGCAUUUCAAUGGGAUGUUGGUGAACUUGUACUUAUGAAGGUUUCGUGAGACGCUGCCCAGACCAAGAUCCACAAUCUUAUACAGGGAUGCCAGUUUUCAGGCACAAGCCUGAAUUCAGGCCCUGGCGAGUUAUAUCAGGCCAUAGUUCAGGCUUUUUGUGUAAAAAAUAGCUCAUUCUAGGUGAUUUUCAGGCCCUCUGAUCAUUUCUAACUGGCAUCCCUGCUUAUAGUAGGCAAGAAUAAGGAUAAGAGACAGUUCAAAGAUGACAGCUAGAACUUGUUUUCCCAUUUUGACCAAGAUGUUCAGACAUAUCUCAGGCAAAUGAAAAAAGACCGAUCUUAAUAUUAAAAACUGAAAGAUGACCUAAAAGACCUAGAACUACAAAUAUUCAUGUACAGUCAAACCUGUCUACGGCGACCGCCCAAGGGAAACACAAAACGUGUGCUUUGUAGACAGGUUCCUUUAGUACAUGUUUUAAUGA
This is a messenger RNA of Strongylocentrotus purpuratus (purple sea urchin), 2654 nucleotides long. It is a transcript of the gene ddx18, whose product is annotated as ATP-dependent RNA helicase HAS1. The coding region runs from base 147 to 2081 and encodes 644 amino acids. Lineage: Eukaryota; Metazoa; Echinodermata; Echinoidea; Camarodonta; Strongylocentrotidae. The record is from RefSeq and is a predicted model, not a curated record. The transcript is spliced from 15 exons. Gene Ontology annotation, biological process: maturation of LSU-rRNA from tricistronic rRNA transcript (SSU-rRNA, 5.8S rRNA, LSU-rRNA). Gene Ontology annotation, cellular component: nucleolus. Gene Ontology annotation, molecular function: ATP binding; RNA helicase activity; nucleic acid binding.